Chenopodium quinoa (quinoa) is the source of this 1980-nucleotide messenger RNA. Its product is annotated as PKS-NRPS hybrid synthetase CHGG_01239-like. Lineage: Eukaryota; Viridiplantae; Streptophyta; Magnoliopsida; Caryophyllales; Amaranthaceae. The transcript has 3 exons. Bases 1 to 1824 code for a protein of 607 amino acids. The record is from RefSeq and is a predicted model, not a curated record.
AUGGAAUCUGAGGAAGGCGGUGACGGUGUGAAUUAUAGUGAGAAUUUUGUCACCGAUACGUUUUUCCCUACAUUUGACGAUGCUGUUACAUGGGCUGAUGGUUUUUCCAUAAAAUUGGGAUUUAUAUUGGUGAAAUCGUCUUAUACCAAAAACCAGAGAUGGUCGGACGUAUCGGUAUUUGCGAUCACCGAAAGUUGGAAGAUCAUUGCGAAAAAUGAUCACACCGGGACACAUAACCACCCAAUGAUUGUGUACCCAGAGGGUCACCGUAAAGUGAGCGGAUUGAGUCCGGGUGCAAAACAGGUUGUGCGGGACAUGACAAAGUCCAAGGUUGCUCCCCGUAACAUCAUGUCCACUAUUGCCGAGCAAUUUCCUGAUGAUCAUCCAAACAUCCGACACAUUUACAAUUGCCGAAAUGACUUCAGGAUGGAAAUGUCCGAAGGAAGAGGAGUUGUUCAGCAAUUUCUUCAUCUGGCGAGAGAGAGUAAAUACAUUUACUGGUUCACGAACGAUGAUCACAACGUUUUGCAACAUGCAUUUAUGGUGCACCCGAUCAUGGUCAACAUACUCCGCACAUACCCACAUGUCAUAGGUAUGGAUUCUACUUACAAGACCAAUCGAUAUAACAUGCCUUUCUUAGUAGGCGUGACACCGACAAACCAGAAUUUUCUAGUUGGAUAUGUUUUCAUGCGCGACGAGUGCACGGCUAGCUAUCGGUGGGUGUUGCAGAGAUUAAGGGAGUUGAUUGGGAUUGAUAAAGAGCCAUCUGUAUUUAUUUCAGACCGUGAUCUUGGGCUAUGUGCGGCUUUGAGAGAAGUCUUUCCAGGGACGUCACAUUUACUCUGUCUAUGGCACAUCAACAGAGAUGUGGAGGCUAAGGUGACGAAGAUGUUUGCAAACAAGACGGUUGGUGUCAGUUUUAGAGCUGGGAGAUGGUUCAAAAUCGUGAAUGCAACAACACAGGCGGAGUAUGAUCGUGCUCUAACUGCCAUGCAAGUGAGGUGGGGAAAAUAUCCGGAAGUGAUUCAGUAUGUUCAGAGAACUUGGCUUUGUCAUAAGGAGAAAUUUGUGAAAUUUUGGACGAACCAGGUUCUUCAUUUUGGUAACACCACCAACUGCAGAGUUGAGAGUCAACAUUCAGUAGUGAAAACUUGGUUAGAAUCAUCCACAGGUGCUUUGGAUACCGUAUGGGCCCGAGUCCAUUGUCAUAUCGAUAAUCGCAUCAUACAAAUUCGUAAUGACUUGGAGGCAUCAAGGUCUAAAAUUGGUCAGAUGUACAGACAGUUGCCACUGUCACGUAUAAAUGGCAAAGUGUCUCAACAUUGCUUGAAAGUUCUGGAUAACGAGACGAAAAGGAUGCGGGAUUUGAGUUACCAGGUCCAUGAACGGUGUGGAUGUGCUAUGCGUCUGACCCAUGGUCUUCCAUGUGCUUGCCAGAUACAUGAUUCGAUAGUUGCACAGACAGGAUUGUAUAGCAGCCAAAUUCAUUCUUUCUGGAAGAUACUGGUUAUUGGUGAUGGUGUUAACAUUCCUGAAGUGGUAAAUGAUUCGACCGAGGAGGCUGCACAUUUUCGGUCCCUAAUCGACGAAGUCAUGGAAAGUGACCCGGCCGUACGCCGAAAUGUAACGCGAAUCAUUGAAGAGGAGCUACAUCCAGAUCAUUCACACCUUGAAGAACCACAUAUCAACCUUAACACUCGUGGUCGACCGAAAAGAAAUAACACCAAGCGUGAUCGUAGCUAUUUCGAGCAUGCGAAUCGUCAACACACUCAACGUGAUGGUGACCCAAAACCAGGUAAUACUAAAAUUCUAUAUUUAAUAUAAAAAUAUGUAAACUUAAUACUUAUAGCUUUACUAAUAAUUUAUCUUUUAAUUUUGUGUUGUAGAUCCGGAAAUUCCAGGCGGAUCCUCCAUGGAACUUCCGGAAAUUUUGGGCGGAAGUUCCAAAAGAUCCGAAAUUAAAAAAAUAAAAAAUACCUC